This is a messenger RNA of Pseudoliparis swirei, 484 nucleotides long. RefSeq names its product NAD(P) transhydrogenase, mitochondrial-like. The record is from RefSeq and is a predicted model, not a curated record. Gene Ontology annotation, biological process: NADPH regeneration. The transcript has 4 exons. Gene Ontology annotation, cellular component: mitochondrial inner membrane. The coding region runs from base 1 to 447 and encodes 148 amino acids. NCBI's taxonomy places the organism in Eukaryota, Metazoa, Chordata, Actinopteri, Perciformes, Liparidae. Gene Ontology annotation, molecular function: NAD binding; NADP binding.
AUGAGACCCUCGGACCUGGUCCUCAAGGUUCGAGCCCCGAGCCUGAGCGAGGCCGACCCGCUGAAGCCGUCCUCCACCCUGGUGAGCUUCAUCUACCCGGCCCAGAACCCGGAGCUGAUGAGGAAGCUGUCGGAGAGGAAGAGCAACGUGCUGGCCAUGGACCAGGUGCCCCGGGUCACCAUCGCCGAGGGUUACGACGCCCUGAGCUCCAUGGCCAACAUCGCCGGGUCGCUGUCUAUCGUCCAGCACGCUUCCGGAUUGUGUUGCAUAGCAACGGGUAACCAACCAAAAUACUACUUCCGUUACACGUAUCUGUAUUUCCGGUGUCGAGGAAGCCGCUCGCGCGGAUCUACACGCUGUCGGAAAACGUUGUUAUUGCGAUUGAGUGACGUCAGCAACUGGAACAGAUCUGAGUUUUGGGCCCACGUCCUCCACCUGAACGCCUGAAGCGCCGCCAUGAGCAGCGAGGAGGCCGUGGAGCCGG